Messenger RNA from Rubroshorea leprosula, 1405 nucleotides. Lineage: Eukaryota; Viridiplantae; Streptophyta; Magnoliopsida; Malvales; Dipterocarpaceae. The record is from the annotation of a GenBank genome assembly.
CUGGGGUUGAGUAUUCGCGGAAUACAUGCUGCCGCACUGCCGCAAGCCUACAAAGCGUGCCGUCGGGUUUCUCUUCCUUCUAUCUUUGUCCCACGUACUUUAUUCCUGCACUCAGCUCUCUUGUUCCCACAUAUUGAUUUUUUUUUUUUUUUGAAAGGCAAGUUCCCACAUAUUGAUUGUGUUCAUAAAGUUUUCUUUCUUUUUUUUUUUCUUUUUUUUUUUCUUUUUUGGGGUUCUCUCGAAUUACCCUCUUCACCUUUCUGUCAUCAGUGAUUUUCCAGACCCUGUUUCAAGAGGGUUUUCUUUAUCAAUUCCCCUUUUGGCUCCAAGCUGCUGCCUUUCCAAUCCAAUAAAGCAAUACCCAGUUCCUUGGAUUGAUUCUAAAGGAUGGAUUUCAAAGAGGAAGUUCAAUUGUUGUAUGGUUGGAUGGCUCAGGUUGGAAACCUUGUAGAUCAGCUACUGUGGCAUCUUCUACAUGUUAUGGUCAGCUUGUGGUACUUUGUACAGGGUGUGUCCGAUUUGCUUGAAAGCUAUUUUAUCUCUAAAGGAGUACUGAAGAGAUACAAAUCCCUUCAUAUAGGCAGGCUCCGGUAUCUAGCCAUUGUGAUAGAAAGUGAAGAUGCUCACCAAACUUCCAAAAUUAUUGAGCUUCUGGAAUGGCUAAUAGCUAUUGGUGUAAAACAUGUGUGCUUAUAUGAUGCAGAAGGAAUUCUGAAGAAAUCAAAGGAGUCCAUCUUGGCGAAGUUGGAUUGUGCAACUUUAUUGGAGGAAUCUCAUGAAGAUGAUGUCCUACUCAACCAAAAGGAUUUUACUUUGGAGUUUGCAUCAUUCACUGAUGGAAAGGAAGCAGUGGCAAAAGCAGCCAAUGUACUUUUUAUGAAGUACUUAAAAUUGAGUGCCUCUGGCAGAACUCAGGAAGAUCAAAUUUUUACAGAACCUAACAUGACUGACGCCCUAAAAGCUGUCGGUUGUAUAGGGCUGGAACCUGAUCUUUUAUUAGUUUAUGGACCUGCCAGGUGCCACUUAGGGUUCCCUGCAUGGAGGAUACGUUAUACUGAGAUUGUACAUAUGGGACCACUUGAGUCCAUGAGAUAUGGAUCCCUAAAAAAGGCCAUUCACAAAUUCACUAUGGUCCACCAAAACUAUGGUAAAUGAGGCGCAGCAUUGAGGGAUAAGUUGAUUGUAGCAGCAUGUAAUAAACAUAAGCUUUUCUGAUCUAAACCAGUUAAGUUGGAAUCUAUGCUUUUUCCCAGGGCUGAUAGCCUUCUAAACAUCUGCCUAUUUGUGGUUAUUAGCAUUCUUUUCUAAAGUUUAUUUCUUUCCUUUUUGCCAGUCAACAGGUAGAUUUCUACCCAAUCAAUGAAAUGUUGAAUUUGCUAUGUAUCAAUGAAAUGCUUCUUCUUCU